Molecule: messenger RNA, 846 nt
Organism: Daldinia loculata
Lineage: Eukaryota; Fungi; Ascomycota; Sordariomycetes; Xylariales; Hypoxylaceae
Product: DNA directed RNA polymerase
Exons: 2
Coding region: 323-568 (81 amino acids)
Biological process (GO): DNA-templated transcription
Cellular component (GO): RNA polymerase II, core complex; RNA polymerase I complex; RNA polymerase III complex
Molecular function (GO): DNA-directed RNA polymerase activity; zinc ion binding; DNA binding
Source: RefSeq, a predicted model, not a curated record
CUCCAGUAUUAGCAUUACCGCGGUACAGGUUCCGUGUAACGCCAAGCCCCACAGAUAGCCGUCCUUCGCUUUUUGCAUUUAUGACUUUGUCAUCAUCGGCAACUAAGUUCUAAUUCUGCCGCUUUUUUGCCUCUUGACCGCCUUUUUUUCAGUUGAUUGUUAGCCACUGCCAGUCAAUCGAUUCCGGCCAUUGCAGUCGUUCUACCACCACCAAAGACUAUUCCAUCCACCCGUACCAAAAAUACAUCAACAGCCAAAGUAAAGAAACCCAAGCAGCAGCAGAAAUCCUCAAACAAACCAAAACAACCCAAAACGAAACGCAAUGACCUCACGCGAAGCCUACCAAAUCCCCUCCUCCGCCGGCGGCGCAGCUCCCGGCGGUGCAGCCUCGGGCACGCGGAGCAGCGCGUUCGACAUGGACGGCGGCGCGACCAUGCACUACAUCUGCGGCGACUGCGGGACCAAGUUUCCGCUGAAGCGCAACGACCCUAUUCGCUGCAAGGAGUGCGGGUGCCGCGUGUUGUAUAAGGAGCGCACUAAGAGGAUGGUGCAGUUCGAGGCGCGGUAACGGGCUACGCGGAAUAAAACGAAAUAGAACGAGAUGAUAGAUACGCUCCCGAUCCUUAAUAGUGAACCCUGAUGGUUGGGCGUCACAUUUGGCUAGUCACACGACUCAGAAACAGUUACGCGGCGAAGAUACUACGCCGUGAGCUACAUGUGGAAGCAGGACAGAUAUCGUUCUUAGGGUUUCGAUAGGAUUCUGUCUGUGUCGCUACAGCUCAUAGCAUGUAACCUGGAGUUUGGGCGUUAGUUUACUAGGGGAACAAAGAUAUUCAAGUCUCGAGG